CUUCUCUCUCUCUCUCUCUCUCUCUCCCUCGCAUCAAAACGCAUUCGCCCUUGGGAGAUCUUCCUCGGGGUUUUGGCUUCUCUCCUUAGCUUGUUUCUUUCGGCAAAGCGAUCACAAAAAAUGACGGGAGAAGCGGCGGCGGCGGCGGAAGUAGGGGAGAUCAGUAGUGUGUCGCUCGAUCUUCUCAAGACGAAAAUGGCGGAAUUCGCCAGGGAAAGGGAUUGGGAUCGUUUCCACAGCCCCAGGAACCUGCUCUUGGCUCUGGUUGGGGAAGUUGGGGAGCUAUCGGAGAUAUUCCAGUGGAAAGGAGAGGUGCCAAAGGGGCUCCCGGACUGGAAGGAAGAAGAAAAAGUUCAUCUCGGGGAGGAGCUCUCUGACGUGCUGCUCUAUCUUGUCAGGCUCUCUGAUAUCUGCGGGAUUGAUUUGGGCAAAGCUGCUCUCCGCAAGCUCCAACUUAAUGCCAUUAAGUACCCUGCUGCUGCUGCUGCUGCUGCUGCUGCUGCCACCACCAACCAUUACAGCAGCACUAAUAAUGGUGCCACCAAAACUGAAAAGGAGCAGCAGAAAGCAGCAGAAGCAGCAGUUCCGAAUUGAAUUCAUUUCAAGGAAUCCCCCACCCAAAAAAGCAGCCAAUAAACCAAAAAAUCCAAAGCAUAGCACUUUCAGUUUUGUGUUGAGUAUCAAGAGGGAAGAAAACCAAGGAACAUGCAGUCAGGAAGCUUUCAUGCUUAGCAAAUUAUCCUAUAUGUAUUAUGUAGGUGGAUUAGUGUCUUAGUUACUGCUAAUAUUAUUAUUAGUAUUGUAAGGCACACGUGAUACGUGGUAGCUGCUGGUCUCAUGAACCCGUAUAAUAUAAUAUAUAUGUAUGUUCUUCUUCCUGCAUAGAAAGUAUCCCGAUCGAUGUUUUAAAGGAAUGGGCUUUCACUUGCUGUUUUCUUUCUCGUUCAUCGCAUCUAAUGAGGGUACCAUUGACAAGGAAGAAAAGAAUAUAGUAG
This is a messenger RNA of Linum tenue, 995 nucleotides long. NCBI's taxonomy places the organism in Eukaryota, Viridiplantae, Streptophyta, Magnoliopsida, Malpighiales, Linaceae. The record is from the annotation of a GenBank genome assembly.